Molecule: messenger RNA, 3321 nt
Organism: Rhododendron vialii
Lineage: Eukaryota; Viridiplantae; Streptophyta; Magnoliopsida; Ericales; Ericaceae
Exons: 3
Coding region: 1-2724 (907 amino acids)
Source: RefSeq, a predicted model, not a curated record
AUGGCACCAGCGACAAGGAAACAAGGCGACCGACCUGCAGAGCCUCAGAAUGAAGGCCUAGAAAGCCAAACUGACGUGGCGCAUCCUGAACAAAGGGUGCCAGAAAAUAGCCAAGGAAAUGGCUUGAGCGCACCAACAAAUAUACAGGGCCUUUCCAGGCAGUUGGCACAAGUUUUGUCUAACCCAGAAGACGAAGCGGCACAGGAAUUGAUUACCCUAUUGAGAAGGGUAGUUACGCCCCCAUCUGUCAUAGAUGUGGAUGCACAUGGUGUAGUACAUGAGCAACUGCAAACUGGAGAUCUGCCUAGACAGUCACCUCAACAGGUAUAUACAAAUCCAGCAUUCGAUUCAAAUAUGAAUGUGCACAGUCGACCGUUUGUUGAAGCAACUGCUCUACGGUCCACAAUCAAGCCAACUAGUUUUUACCAGAGUGUCCCAUCUAUAUAUGAAGUUGGUAACAGUAGUGGAAAUGGUCAGAAUCAUGGUUUAAAUUCUAGUCAAAGUCCUCAGGCUGGUUUCACAGGAGUCCGUGUCAUGAAUAAUGGUCAACACAUAUACAAUGCCGCACAAACUCUGCCAAAUCAUGGCAGUUAUACUUAUCAUACUAUGCCAGUAGGACCGAAUAAUGGAAAUAGUGGUCAGUACGUUCACAAUGUGCCAAACAUUGGCAAUGGGAACGGUCAGAAUGGCCCUCUUGCACAACCUUAUGUACCAAAUGUCCUUAGAGCCCCAGAUCCCAUGAAUAUUAAUAGGGCACAAAUAUUAGAAGUCAUCCAAGAUGUGUACGGACCAGGGCUACGCAGGGUGGAAAAACCCAUGUUUAGAAAGCCUUACCCACAUUGGGUUGACAAUGUUCCUUUGCCAAGAGGGUAUAAAUUGCCUGAGCUUUCACUUUUUAGUGGUACAGAAAAUCAGUCGACAAUUGAACAUGUAGGACGGUUUUGUCUACAGUUAGGAGAACUUGGCUCUGAUGAUGUCUCAAUUGCCGACUUGGCUAAGUUAAAGCAGAAGCCAAAUGAAACGGCAGAACAGUUUUUAACUAGAUUUAAGAGAUUAAGAAACCAAUGUCAUUGUAAUGUGCCAGAGACCGAGAUAGUUCGAAUAGCUCAAGAUGGUCUCGAGUUUAAUUUUAAAAAGCAGUUUAAUGGAUCUAAUUUCAAAGAUCUGUUUGAGCUCUCCAUGAGGGCAUCUCAGUUUGAAGCUAUUUUACAAGAAGAAGAGCUUUUGAGGAACACGUCUCUAGGAACAUAUUACCAAGAUGUGGAAGGUGAUAUUGAGAUUGAUGUAGCGCAAGUCAUUGGAAAGACCCCUAUAAUUUGUGACACUUUGGUUAAAACAGAAAAACCAAUGAAUAUGCCUUCAUCUCAACCCAAUAGGCGUGGGGGGCAAGCAAAUUAUAGACAAUAUUCGUUUGAUUUGGCACAAGCUGACCAAAUAUUUGAUGAAUUGUUGAAACAAAAAUUUGUUACUUUGAGUCCUGGGCAUAUUAUUCCUUCUGAUAAGGAUAGAAAAGGAAAAGAAUAUUGUAAAUGGCACAAUUCAUUUAGGCAUAAUACUAACAACUGUGUUACAUUCCGAAAUUGUGUGCAGGACUUGAUCCAGAAGGGACUGUUGCAGUAUGCUAAAGGCGACAAGGAUCCCAUGGGAAUUGAAUCCAAUCCUUUUCCCAAGAUUGAAGUGAACAUGGUGACGGCCGGCCUAGCCAAAAGGCUAGGUUCCAAUGUGACGAAACAAAAGCAGGGGGAGGAGGAUCACAUGCAGACUGAAGAAGAGUCAGCAAAGUCUCAUACCUCUAGAUUCCCAAACGACUACCUCUGCAUUAGGUGUGGGCAUGAAGUCCAGUAUGGGGAAGCAAUUAUAGCAGAAAAAGAUCAGAGAAGUGCAUUCUCCAAGUCCGGACUGAGGUUCAACACAAUGGGAGGAAACGACCUUCAAAUUUAUGUGGGAGCCAAACUGAUUUAUGAAGGUAUAGAUCCGGGGCUCUUUAACAGAAUAGAGUCAGAGCAUUGCUAUGGGCCAGAUGAUGGACCAUUUUUAUUCAGGGGACAUCCAGUCGUGCCUGCAAGGCCUGGGGUGCCUUCUUGCCAAGAUCUUGAGGCGGCGGGGUACCAAUUUCCUAAUCAGAGGAGAUACCCUAGUCAAAGGGGUGUUGGUUUCAGAAGAGAUACUGGACCACGAGGUAGAGGACCUUAUGGACGUGGAUGGCACCAACCUAGGAUGGUAAUGCCACCCAAUAAUGAUCACGAGGAAUGGAGCACGCUUAGCCAUCCAAAGUUCCCAGCAGAGGGUUGGUACACUAAGGUAUCCAGUUCACAGAAAAGAAGGCUUCAAAGGAAGUUUGCAGCCAGGGCUUAUGGUGACCCAUGGGACCAUGUGUUCGAACCAAGAGAGAGAUUGGAACCAUCAAAGGUUCCAAACAUGGUAUGGACCCGGGAUCAAGGAGAAACUAGUGGCCCAAAGCAGAUAAUUCAAAAGCAUGGGGGGCAAGAGAGUAGUGCUACAGAUCCUCCCCAGUCGACUGCCCAACUGAAGGGUAAAAAAGAAUUGAAGCAGAGCUUAAAGAAGAAAAUGGAGGAAUUCCAGAAGCUCAUGGAGGCAGAUGAUGAUGAUGAUCUCUUUGACGAAGGGUCAGAACAGGAAGACCUGAUCAAAGAUGCGUCACCGUCUCCACAGAGAUCUGCAACAUUUGGAGAAAGCCUGGCCGCAAUCCAAUUCGGGCCUUGAUCUUUCUAAAGCAAGAAGAAGCAGCGGGAAUGGAGGUCUUUUGGGCAGACCGACAUCCAUUCAAAGCAGAGACUAACAACGUAGAAGCAGAUCUCUACAACGAACAUUUGUGGCCAACAAGAAUAGAAGACUCAGAAGUCAGAUCUAAUCAAGUUGGAGUAACUGAGAGCCAAUUCCUCAAAUACAUCAAGGAAGGGUUCCAGGAGCUGAGCAAAGAUUUUAUCAGGCCUAACAUUAUUUCAAGGCCUGCCAAGAUUGAUCAACAAGUUUUUAAUGUUUAGAAACCUAUUGAACACAGGGUGUGAAGAUUUGGCUACUGUGAAAGCCACUUUUAAAAGGUUGUUUUCUUUUCUUGUUGACAGAAAAUUGCAGGCAGAUGAGCCUAUUUCUUGUAAUUGGGCUGAGUGUGUUUUUGAUGAUAGCCCUCUAAACAUGAAAGAGUUAGGAUUAGCAGACCUGAAACCAGCACCAGCUAAGCUAGAUGAUGACGGGGCCCAAGUAAAGGAUCCCACAGAAGAAGUCAACUUGGGAACUCCAGAAGAUCCUAAGAUCACAUAUGUAAAUGCUGCUUUGCCUAUUGAAAUAAAGGAAAAGUUU